UUUUCUUUUUUCUUUUUUUUUUUUUUUCUUUUCCUUCUUUACAACAUGGCGAAAUCAAAGGCAACUCCACCGAAAACGACAGAAAACAAGUCUGACACUAAAAACAGUGAAAUUGAUGAUAUCUUUGCCACCAAGACCAUCACCAACAAACAACAAGACACUCCCACAUUGACGAAAUCACAAAAACGCAAACAAAAGAAAAAGGCCGCUCAAGCAACAGAGACAGCAACUGAUCAAAAGACGAAUGAUAGUGAAGAUGAACAUAAGGUCCAAGAAGUGAUCUUUGCUCAAUUAGCAGCAGCCAAAAGUUUGAAGCGGAAGACUGCCCCUCCUCCUCCUCCUUCUUCUUCCUCAAUAGACGAUGAUGCCUUUGGUGACUCUAGAGGCAAAAAAGCAAAACGCAUGACAGAUGAUGGAUACCCUCUUUUUGAUGUCAAGGAUUUACGGAUAGGUGAAGGAAAAGAUACUCCUGAUUGUCCUUUUGAUUGCCAAUGUUGUUUCUGAUCGUAAUCCAUAAUGAUGUUUUUAGUUGGAAUACUCUGUUGUAUAGUAGUAGCAUAUUUGUAAUUAGUGAUAGAAGAAAUAAAAUAUCUGUAGAUACAGUAGUAAAA
Messenger RNA from Halteromyces radiatus, 611 nucleotides. RefSeq lists its product as uncharacterized. The record is from RefSeq and is a predicted model, not a curated record. The transcript has 3 exons. The coding region runs from base 46 to 504 and encodes 152 amino acids. Lineage: Eukaryota; Fungi; Mucoromycota; Mucoromycetes; Mucorales; Cunninghamellaceae.